Molecule: messenger RNA, 1379 nt
Organism: Benincasa hispida (wax gourd)
Lineage: Eukaryota; Viridiplantae; Streptophyta; Magnoliopsida; Cucurbitales; Cucurbitaceae
Source: RefSeq, a predicted model, not a curated record
GACGUCCUUGAAUACAAGCGCGUACCGGUAACGAUAGACCAGAACAGAACAGAAAAGAGAAACGAAGCUUGAAGAGAAGAAGAAGAAGAAUAGUCAAUGGAGGAUUUAUGGAAGAGAGCAAAAUCAUUCGCAGAAGAAGCGGCUAAGAAGUCCCAGACCUUAACGUCCACCACCACACUCUCCGAAUUGGUCUCCGAAACUGCCAAAAAGUCCAAGGAGCUCGCCGCCGAGGCCUCCAAGACUGCUGAUCUCAUCAAAACGGCCGCCAUCAAGCAGGCCGAUCAACUCAAAUCACUCAACGUCUCCGACAUUAUCCCUCCUCAACUCUCUUCCAUUUCCAUCCCCAAUUUCUCCGCACCCUCGCCUCAUUCUCAGUCUGAGCUCGAAAAGUUUGGCCUCAACGACGAUCUGAGAGAAUUUGUCAGAGGCUUCACUCCGACUACUUUCCAGAACUUUCCGAUCCAUGACGAACCGGAAGCGUCUGACGUUGCGGUUACGGCCUCGAAUGUGCGUAAGGAUCUGACGGAAUGGCAAGAACAGCAUGCCACGCUGGUUCUCACCAAUGUCAAGGAAAUUUCAAGAUUAAGAUAUGAACUAUGUCCAAGAAUUAUGAAAGAAAGGAUAUUCUGGAGGAUAUAUUUUACACUUGUCAGCAGUCAUGUUGCUCCAUACGAGAAGAAAUACACGGAAGAGAUUAAGCUGAAGUCUGAAGAACAAAAAAAAGCUGAUGAAACCAAGCAAACUCCGUUGGUUGGAGCCUCCGAAAAAGUUGAAGGGACGGAAAAGAACCUGAAGGGUAUAGCUUCCAAAUCGUCAUCUGCUGACCAAGACUUGGAUACUUUUCUUUUGGGAGAUCUUGAAGACAGUGACGCAGGAGGUGCAGAUGAUGGUGACGAAAGCUUCGAUGAUGACUUCGACAAGAUCGAAAACUCGGAUGUCGAAGAAGAAAAUUCCAAGGCAAAAGCCACAAGUAGUUAGAAUAUAAAGUACAAUAAGAAGAAGAAGAUGUAACAGGUGGUAAGAUGAGAUUUUUAAUAGGAUCGUGGCCUUCGGUUGGCUUACAUGACAAAAAGAACGGGCUCUUGAUAAGAAAAAAAUGGUGGUGAAUACUGAUACCAUAUCGAAGUAUUGCAGGCUGUUUCAUUCCCAAAAAAUAAGAGAGGAGGAGAAGAAGAAGAAGAUGAUUGUUGUUUGUAGAGAAAUAUCUGUAAGUUUUUACUCCCUAUCGAUUAUAUUCAAUUGUAUAAAACAACGCUGUCAUCGAUUGACGACUGACUCUUUAUAUAGUACUGGGGAUGGCUGGUUUUCCCUUGCUUGCACUUGUACAGAACCUAUACAUCACUUUGUCAAUUCGAUUGUGGUUGUUUUACAUUUCAAAA